This is a messenger RNA of Apus apus (common swift), 2789 nucleotides long. RefSeq names its product hydroxysteroid 17-beta dehydrogenase 12 (gene HSD17B12). Gene Ontology annotation, cellular component: endoplasmic reticulum. The record is from RefSeq and is a predicted model, not a curated record. NCBI's taxonomy places the organism in Eukaryota, Metazoa, Chordata, Aves, Apodiformes, Apodidae. Gene Ontology annotation, molecular function: oxidoreductase activity.
AUGGCGGCCCGAGCGCUGUGCCGGCCACGUGGGGCGCAGGCCGCAAGUAGUACGGGGGCGUGUGGCCGCGCGCUGCCUGCCCCCCCCCGCGGCGCGGCGGGAGGGCGGCGGGGCCGGGCCGGGCGGGGCCGCCCGCGUUGCCGGGUUACCCGCGGGCUGAGCGGCCCCGCAGCCAAUGGCGGCGCAGCGGGGGCGGGCGCCGUGACGGCUGCGGGUCGGCGGUGGCCGGGAGGGCUCAGUCCGGCCGGCCGCCCCUGCAGCAUGGUGGCUGCCGCCGCGCUCCCGGCCGCCGGCCUCCUGUACUGGGUGGGCGCGCUGGGCGCGCUGUACGCGGCGGCGCUGGGCUCGUACCGCCUGCUGGCCGGGCUGCGUGUCUGGCUGCUGGGCAGCGCCGCCGCGGGGCCCGCGCUGGGCGCCUGGGCAGUGGUCACGGGAUCUACUGAUGGGAUUGGAAAAGCCUAUGCAGAAGAGUUAGCAAGACGUGGAAUGAAGGUGGCUCUAAUCAGUAGGUCUAAAGAAAAACUGGACCAGGUUGCUAGUGAAAUAAAGGAAAAGUACAAGGUGGAAACAAAAGUCAUUGUCGCAGACUUUGGAGAGAGAGAAGAUAUUUACAGUAGAAUCAAAGCGGGAUUGGAAGGCCUGGAGAUUGGUGUUUUAGUGAACAAUGUGGGAAUAUCAUAUGCUUAUCCUGAAUAUUUUCUUGAUGUUCCAGAACUGGAUAAAACAAUAGACAAAAUGAUCAACAUUAAUAUCAUGUCUGUUUGUAAGAUGACACGAUUGGUGCUGCCCGGCAUGCUGGAAAGAUCAAAAGGAGUAAUCCUGAAUAUUGCCUCAGCUGCGGGGAUGUAUCCAACUCCACUGCUAACUCUUUACUCUGCAACCAAGGCUUUUGUGGAUUACUUCUCCCGAGGCCUCCACGCAGAAUACAAGAGUAAGGGCAUCAUUGUGCAGAGUGUUCUACCAUAUUACGUGGCAACAAAAAUGUCCAAAAUCCGCAAGCCGACCUUCGAUAAGCCCAGUCCUGAAACCUAUGUCAGAGCUGCCUUGGGCACGGUAGGCCUGCAGUCCCAGACCAAUGGGUGCUUGCCCCAUGCACUCAUGGGAUGGAUCUUCUCUUUUCUACCUACACCUGCUGUCAUUAAUUUUCUCAUGAAAAUGAACAAACAAAUACGGGCUCGUUAUUUGAAAAAAAUGAAGGAGCACUAAGCUGGAGGCAACUUGAUCUCAGAAACCUGAAACUCUUGUAGGUUCCAUACCCGUGCUGAAGCAUCAACUAGACCUAAUGUUUCAAACAUCUGCAAUCGUAGGUGUACUUUAUAGCAAGCAAAGUUCAUGUUCUGAGGAUAGAGGUGAAACGGGACUGUUAGCUUCUAAUACUGAUUUUAAAAUAGGCUUUAUUUGCUUAUAGAUAUUAUUGGGGGUGGGAAGUGCUUUGGACUAAAAUUGCAAUGUGCUUCAAGAAGUACUUACAUGGACUUGGUCAGACUGUUGCACUGUUGAGUAACAGCUUGGUUAUAUAGUGUCCAUCACAUCUUUGUAUUCUGCACAUAGGCAAAGGGCAGACAAAUGGUGAUUCUUAUAUAUUCCUGGACAGGUUGGGAGGAGUGGGAAGGGAGCAUAUUUAUUUCAAAAGGUGACCUAGUACUUUUGACAGAGUGUAACUUUUGCCCAGCUUAGAUUUUGGGUACUUGCAGAGAUUCUGUAUUGUCAGCCAGCUCACAAGUGCUCCCCUGCUUGCAUGGUCCAGUGUGGUUUUUAGUUAUGAACUUGAGGGAAAUGAGCCAAAACCCAAAAUGAGUGUAAUUGCUCAUCUAUAAAUAUAUACAUAAAGUAACACUGCAAAAACAAUUUAAAUUCUUGGUUCUUGAGUGUGGAUUCUAACUUUUCAGUAAUAUGUAAUCUUUAUGACUUGUAAUAACAUUUUUUAAAAGUUCAGUGCCUGCUCUUUGUAAUAGGUGGUGAUUACACAAUGUAGAUAAAUGUCACAAGUUAUGUGUUAUGUACUGGUUGCUAUGUAAAAGAUUCUGGGCACUUUAAACACAGAGCUUGAAAUGAGUUAUUCUCCUUGUCCGCAAUGAUUUUUAAAUUCUUUUUGAAAUGUGUGUCAGUCUGUCUUUUUGGUGAGGCCCUUUGAAAUGUGAAUCCUGAGUAUUUGAAACAGCUUUAAAAAUGAGAACUUCUCCAAAUGUAGAACAUUUUAAAUUUAAUUUAAUUUAAAUUGAACUGUGUUAAAAUUAGCUGGUUUGUUUCGAGGUUCUGUUUCAAACUGGAAACUCCAGCUCCUGGGAAUCAGAGUAUACAAGAAGCCUGCACUCUGUUGUUUCUAUUUGUUUACUCAGGAGGUAAAGAUUUUGGUAUGUAAUAUUCUUUUUUAUAAACAUAAAAUAUAUUGAAACUUAGAAUGCAAAUCAAAUUGCAAGCAGCUACCAAUGUUUUUUGUGGUGACUUCCUGAAGUUGAAGAGUAGAGGUUGUUUUCUGUCCUUGAAAUAAUAAUUUCAAGCUCUGAUUUUGAAGUAAAAUAUGUUCUACUGAGACAUGAUUUGGGGCUAACAUUUCUGUACAUUGAAAAAACCUGAAUACCGAUGCAAUGGUGCUGAUCAAAAAUGAGAUGCAGAUCCUAUCCCAUAGUUUUCUUAAUUUUUUGGGACAGGGAUGUUGAAGUCAGUGGUAUAAAGUUCUGUUAAGAGCACAUGCCUUGGUUUGCUCUGGAUCUGAUGUGGAAACGUUGGACUAAACAGUCUGGAUGUUUUUGACUUUGUAAAACCAAUAAAAAGGAAUUUACUCUGAA